AUGAACCUGUUCUCUGAUCCAACUUUGCGCGCAGCUGAAGCGGAGAAGUUCACGUUUAGUACCCGUGAGUCUGAUUCGAUCAUUUCGCCGCUAUCAGAGAUCACAUCCCGGUCAACACAAUCCAAGAGCCGCAUGACCCACGUCCACCGACCAUGGCGCCAUUCAGUAUCUCAUCAUAUUCUCUCGUCAGACAGUCCUCCGUCAUCGUCGACCGUUCGUGAAUACCAGCCAGGCCGCCAGCGUAUACGACUCUUCGUUGCCGCCUUCGCGCAAUGGCUCUGUACGGCUCUCUUCUGCGCGCUGCUGGCUGUAUUCUUGUGGGGGUUUGCGCAACUAGACUUGAUGAAAGUCUGGCAGGUGAAAAUGUUCAAUGCUCUCAUGGUCUUGGCCAGUAUGUGGCUUGGUACCAACUUGACGAGCAGCCUGCGCGAAUAUGCCAUGAUGAUGCGGUGGCGCAUUCUGGCCAUGAAACAUAGGAGCCUGCGGGAGAUGGAUCUCAUAAUGCAGUGCGAUAGUCUGCGGGCAGUCAUCAAGCUAUUCUUCACUGCCAAAUGUUCGCAUGGUUGGGGACCAAGUAAGACUCAGAUUGGCUGUCUGAUAUGGGUGGCUAUCAAUCUCGCACUCGCCGUCCUGGUCGCCCUCCUCGGUCUCACCUAUAACCUUGCUACUGCCGAAUACCCCGAGCUCAAGUAUGGCCUCAUCAGCACUGUGAACCUCAGCUUGGUCCGCGAUAUCUGGGGCGUCGAAGACCCGUCCUACGCCGCCCAGCUCGGCGCCGCCAACGGCUUCGGCAUACAAGGCCAAGAUUACAACUUUACUGACGGUCCCGUACCCGGCCAGACCGGCCCUACCACUUACGGCAGUCCCAUGACACCCAACAUAUACGCCUUUGACAACUGGGCAGAGAUGCGCUACUUCUUCAUGGAUCUCAACCCCGACAAUCCAAAUCUUUCCAUCCUGACCAAACGAAGCGUGGGCGUGCAAGCUACCUGUGAGCAGUUGCCUGUUCUUUCCGGCGGCAAUGGCAUAUCACCCUAUGUCGAAUUCCUGGACACCAACAACGUCACCACCAUCCUUGACGCCGUCCGUGUCGGUCCGGGUGCAACGACUUACAUAUCGAUGCUCAACUCCACCUGUGGGCCGCGCUGCACAGAGCUCUUCGUUCUGCAAUCCGCCAACAACGACACCAUUCCCGAGCCCGGGUUCUUCAGAUGCAACAACACCGUCUCGACGACAUCCGGCAUAGAUGAGUACAUACAGUCCAACCAGACAAGCGAUCUCUACGAGCUGCCCGACCAGCAGGCCCAGAUCUUCGCCGGCGCCAUCGGCUGGACCGGCUUCAACUUCAGCGCCGAGGAUCAGUACCAGUACGUGCGCUACCCACCGGAUUCGUGGUGGAGUCCCUACGAGCCGAGCAACGCGACCAAGACCGCCGAGCACAUCAUGGAGUUCGCCAUCGAGGCCAUUGCCGCGCUCGACAACAACGGUCCCCGGACGGAUGUCGCCGGGUGGUAUCCCAUCACGGCACAGCGUGUCAGUGUCAAUUGGCGGUGGGCGGCGACGCUGUUGAGCGUGAUACCGGCGCUGCAUGCGCUGGCCAUGGUCGGCGUGGUGCUCUGGGCCGGCGAAGUGGUGAUUCGGGACGAGAGCUGUCUGAGCGUGGCGAGGCUGUUGAGGCCCGUGGUGGAGAAGCUGGGCCCGCAUGGAUGUCUGUUGACCGGACAGGAGAUUGCAGAGAGCCUAGAGGAUGUGAGGGUUCGGUACGGCGUGGAGGGCUGGGAAGACCAAGGGGGCGAGGAAGAUGAGGUGAGGCAAGGGUUGCGAUUUGAGAAUGCAAUCGUGGGAGGUAGGGUUCGGCAUGUGGGAAUGCUGGAGCAGGGGACGGGGAGAGACGCGGUUGUGGAGGUGAGGCGGAGGGCUAUGAAAAAGAGGUUCCCGGCUGGGCUGUACGAUGGGGUUGCGGAGGUUCGCGCUCCUCCUGACCUACAUCGAACCUCUGGGAGAAGGAGGAAGAUUGUUGUGCGCAAAUUCAAGAGGAAGUGGAGAUCAGGAUCUCUCAAGGAGGAGUAA
Messenger RNA from Cyphellophora europaea CBS 101466, 2070 nucleotides. RefSeq lists its product as uncharacterized. NCBI's taxonomy places the organism in Eukaryota, Fungi, Ascomycota, Eurotiomycetes, Chaetothyriales, Cyphellophoraceae. Bases 1 to 2070 code for a protein of 689 amino acids. The transcript has a single exon. The record is from RefSeq and is a predicted model, not a curated record.